CAAUGAAGAGAGGUGGGGUUUAACAUUGUUGCGCGUUCUCGUCUUCCAAGCUUGUGCAGCAGGGGCGCGCGUAGAAGCGCUGGGGCUCGUGCUUACCGCCAGUACACAAAGCUUCUGCCGCCGGUACGUGGAACGUGUCCCUACUACUCCUGUUGCUCCUUCUGGAUAUUCGGCCCGCCUCUUUACCUUUCUUUGAGGCCACGCCCCCACAUAUUCCAGGCUGAUGCUCACUACUAAGAAGUCCGAAACCAGUGGGGGUGGUGAGAACGGUAGCGACCCGCAGCUCCCUGCUUCUUCCUCUUCUUCAUCCUCCUCCUCAUCGUCUUCUUCUUCAGGGAUCAUGGCUUCGCCGGACACAGGGACUGGCCUAGAGAGGACUCCAAGGAAGAAGGAGAGGGCCUCCCCUGGGACAGAGCAUGGAGCCUCCUCUGCUCCUAGUAUCAUGGCGGGCGGGGAAGGGGGGCUGCCGGAGACCCCUGAGGGCCGGAGGACCAGCCGCAGGAAGAGGGCAAAGGUGGAGUAUCGCGAAAUGGAUGAAAGUUUGGCAAAUCUCUCAGAAGACGAGUAUUAUUCUGAAGAGGAAAGAAAUGCAAAAGCAGAGAGAGAUAAGAAAGUGCCACCUCCUCCUCCUCCACAAGCCCCCCCAGAAGAAGAAAUUGAAAGUGAGCCUGAGGAGCCUAAUGGUGUAGAGGGUGCAGCUUUUCAGAGUAGACUCCCACAUGACAGAAUGACUUCCCAAGAGGCGGCAUGCUUCCCAGAUAUCAUCAGUGGUCCACAGCAGACCCAGAAAGUUUUUCUGUAUAUUCGAAAUCGUACAUUGCAGUUGUGGUUAGACAAUCCAAAGGUUCAGCUUAUCUUUGAGAAUUCGCUUCAGCAAUUGGAAGCUCCUUACAAUAGUGAUUCUGUGCUGGUACAUAGAAUACACUGCUAUCUUGAGAGGCAUGGUUUAAUAAACUUCGGUAUUUACAAAAGACUGAAGCCAUUACCAACAAAGAAAACAGGAAAGGUCAUCAUCAUUGGAUCAGGUGUUUCAGGCCUGGCUGCAGCUAGACAGCUGCAGAGUUUUGGCAUGGAUGUUACAGUGUUGGAGGCCAGGGAUCGAGUUGGUGGAAGAGUUGCUACAUUUCGUAAAGGAAACUAUGUUGCUGAUUUAGGUGCAAUGGUGGUCACGGGACUUGGUGGAAAUCCAAUGGCUGUAAUUAGUAAGCAAGUUAACAUGGAACUCGCUAAAAUCAAGCAAAAGUGCCCACUCUAUGAGGCUAAUGGACAAGCUGUCCCAAAAGAAAAGGAUGAAAUGGUAGAACAAGAGUUCAAUCGUUUAUUGGAAGCUACAUCCUAUCUGAGCCAUCAACUUGACUUCAACAUUCUGAACAAUAAACCUGUCUCUCUAGGGCAGGCUUUGGAAGUGGUUAUACAGUUGCAAGAAAAGCAUGUCAAAGACGAACAAAUAGAACACUGGAAAAAAAUAGUAAAAACGCAGGAUGAAUUGAAGGAGCUUCUUAAUAAGAUGGUUAACGUCAAAGAAAAGAUCAAAGAAUUUCAUCAGCAGUACAAGGAGGCAUCUGAAGUAAAGCCUCCACGUGACAUCACCGCCGAAUUCUUGGUGAAGUGUAAACACCGAGACCUCACAGCAUUUUGCAAGGAAUAUGACCAGUUAGCAGAAACCCAGGUGAAACUUGAAGAAAAAUUACAAGAACUUGAGGCCAAUCCUCCUAGUGAUGUUUACCUGUCAUCUCGAGACAGACAGAUAUUGGAUUGGCAUUUUGCAAACUUAGAAUUUGCUAAUGCAACCCCCCUCUCAACCCUCUCUCUGAAGCACUGGGAUCAGGAUGAUGACUUUGAAUUCACAGGCAGCCACCUAACAGUCCGAAAUGGUUAUUCUUGUGUUCCUGUGGCAUUAGCAGAAGGACUGGACAUUAAAUUAAAUACUGCAGUCCGACAAGUACGAUACACAGCAUCAGGAUGUGAAGUUAUAGCAGUUAACACUCGAUCUACAAGCCAGACUUUCAUUUAUAAAUGUGAUGCUGUCCUUUGUACUCUUCCACUGGGUGUACUUAAACAACAGCCACCAGCGGUUCAGUUUGUUCCCCCACUUCCAGAGUGGAAGACAUCUGCUGUUCAAAGAAUGGGAUUUGGAAACCUCAACAAAGUGGUACUCUGCUUUGACAGAGUAUUUUGGGACCCCUCCGUAAACUUGUUUGGUCAUGUUGGGAGCACCACUGCCAGCAGAGGGGAGCUUUUCUUGUUCUGGAAUCUCUACAGAGCACCAAUAUUGCUGGCUUUGGUAGCAGGAGAAGCUGCAGGAAUUAUGGAAAAUAUCAGUGAUGAUGUUAUUGUUGGACGCUGUUUGGCCAUCCUCAAAGGGAUAUUUGGAAGCAGUGCUGUUCCUCAGCCAAAAGAAACUGUUGUCAGCCGCUGGCGGGCUGACCCAUGGGCCAGAGGUUCUUAUUCAUACGUGGCUGCUGGAUCUUCAGGAAAUGAUUAUGACUUAAUGGCUCAGCCAAUUACUCCUGGCCCUGCCAUUCCUGGUGCACCACAGCCUAUACCGCGCCUUUUCUUUGCGGGUGAACACACCAUUAGAAAUUAUCCAGCAACUGUCCACGGGGCUCUUCUGAGUGGAUUGAGGGAAGCUGGCCGUAUUGCUGACCAGUUCCUUGGAGUUGUGUAUAACCUACCUCGUCAGGCUACCCCUGGGCUUCCAGCACCAACGUUAUAGUAAGGUUCAACUGGAUCUUGAUAACAUGAUGGAUUAAUUACAUAUGGACAUGCCCCUUUCCAACCAACAAAAAGCAUUAAUGGAUUCUUAUUUUACUGCAGCUUUCUUCCCUGGCUGUUUUUUUAAAAAACGGAUAUUCAUGACAUGGAAACCAUGUUAGACUGCAUUAGUCAGCAUUUUUUAUCAUAAUAAAAUCACUGCUAAGGCCUUAAGCACACCGGUAUUUUGUCGAUUGCCCAGAAAGUUGGUACUUUUCUCCUUAACCCCUCUUAUAAAUUCUCUAUGUAGAGGAUUAAUGAGUGGUUGCAUUAGGAAAAGUGCUGGGCAGUGAAGAGACAAAAAAGUGGAUGUUUACCAAGCAUACAUUUUCAGUGAACUUACAAAAAGUAUUUCAAUAUAAUGGGGUGAAGGGGAUGUGAAUGUCCUUAUUGUUAACAUUAUUUUGGUAUGGAUCUGAUUUUUUUUUUUUUUGUAACCGUGAUUUAUAAAUCAUGUAUCCAUUAGCAUAAUGUCUUAUUGAGUUCUAUUUUAAAUAUUAAAAUUGUUUAUGAAAAUUA
This is a messenger RNA of Xenopus laevis (African clawed frog), 3273 nucleotides long. RefSeq names its product lysine (K)-specific demethylase 1A L homeolog (gene kdm1a.L). Gene Ontology annotation, molecular function: flavin adenine dinucleotide binding; chromatin binding; FAD-dependent H3K4me/H3K4me3 demethylase activity. The record is from RefSeq and is a predicted model, not a curated record. NCBI's taxonomy places the organism in Eukaryota, Metazoa, Chordata, Amphibia, Anura, Pipidae. Gene Ontology annotation, biological process: positive regulation of transcription by RNA polymerase II; chromatin remodeling; regulation of DNA-templated transcription. Gene Ontology annotation, cellular component: nucleus; chromosome; chromatin. Bases 224 to 2716 code for a protein of 830 amino acids. The transcript has 19 exons.